GCGCAAAAUAUUCCACCAUUCUUCUCUUAUACGGACAAGGAACAGGAUCAACAGAUUAGGGCAGCAGAGGAGAGGAUGAAAGUUGCGGUGGAGGUGGUGGACGCCAGCGACCUCAUGGCCAAAGAUGGGUUGGGCUCAGCUAAUCCUUUUGUCGAAGUGGAGCUCGACGGUCAGAAGCAACGCACACAGACCAAGUUCAAGGACCUGAAUCCAAGUUGGAACGAGACCCUCGUCUUCAACGUCUCCGACCCCUCCAUCCUCCCCAAUCUAACCAUCGAUGUUUCCGUCUACCAUGACCGCCGCCAGUCCUCGUAUACUUCAUCCGACCACUCAUCCGCAGGCGGCCAUCAUCGAAGCCUCGGUAGGGUCCGCAUCUCCGGCGUCUCCGUGGCCACUUCCCCGUCCGAAGCCCAAAUCCUCCGCUUCCCGCUAGACAAGCGAGGAUUUUUUUCCAAUAUCAGCGGCGACAUCGCUCUCCGACUCUAUGCCUUCCAGGAAUCUUCUUCCCCCUCUCCCGGUGCAGCCGAAACAGCAACAAUUUUCAACCCUGAUCCGUCCCCUCCUCCUCUCCCUCACAAGAAGGAGAAGAAAAAGUCAACCUCAGUUCCGCAGCCGUCCCCUGACUUGAGAGAACCACGGGUCUUCUUUUCCGUUCCUGCAGGGGCACAGGGAAAUCGACCCACACAGCCUGCUCCGCCGGCGGUGGAGGUUCGCACCGCUGCCACGCCUCUUCCCGCCUCAGCAGUGAUGCAAGUACAAACCGGACUUCCCCGCCCCCAAUCCGAAUACGGACUUGUUGAGACCCGACCUCCUCUUGCCGGCCGCGUUGGCUACAGAAGUCGCGACAAGAUCUCCUCCACCUAUGAUCUCGUCCUACCGAUGCAGUUCCUGUACGUCAACGUCGUUAAAGCCCGCGAUCUCCCAUCCAUGGAUGUUACUGGUAGCUUGGAUCCCUACGUUGAGGUGAAACUCGGCAACUACAAGGGCAUCACCAAGCACCUGGAGAAGAACCAGAACCCCGUCUUCAACCAGACUUUCGCCUUCUCGCGGGACCGCCUCCAGGCCAGCCACAUCGAGAUCAAUGUAAAGGACAAGGAUUUCGUGAAAGACGACUUUGUCGGCCGCCUCCAACUGGAUCUCUCCGAUGUACCCCAUCGUGUCCCCCCUGAUAGUCCUCUGGCUCCUCAGUGGUACCGUCUCGAGGACAAGAAGGGGGAAAAGCUCAAGAAGGGGGAACUCAUGCUUGCUAUUUGGAUGGGAACACAAGCAGACGAGGCCUUCCCAGAGGCUUGGCACUCCGACGCCCACUCGGUCGGUGCGCAAGUCCUCGUUCAUACACGCUCCAAAGUCUACUUCUCUCCCAAGCUCUGCUACCUCCGCGUCCUUGUUAUUGAGGCACAGGACCUCGUUCCCUCAAAUCGUACCCGUCUCCCAGACCCUGUCGUCCGCCUUCAGCUUGGUCAUCAGCUCCGCACCACCCGACCUACACCCACCACUCGCUCCGUCAAUCCAGUAUGGAACGAGGAGUUUAUGCUCGUAGCCUCUGAGCCCUUCGACGAACCGCUUGUCAUCUCAAUCGACGACCGCAUUGAGGCAAACAAGAUGGAGCCCCUCGGCCGGUUCAUAUUCCCCGUCAUAGCCGCACCGAAUCGCACCGAUCACAACAAACCCAUCGAAUCUCGGUGGUUCAACCUCGCUAAGCCCAGUAGCGGCGGUGAGGAAGUGGAGAAGAAGGAAUUCAAAUUCAGCAGCAAGAUCCACCUAAGAAUCUUUCUAGAUACCGGCUAUCAUGUUCUUGACGAAUCUACACAUUACAGCAGUGACCUCCGGCCCACCGCCAGGCAUCUGAGGAAGCCCGGCAUUGGAAUUCUAGAGCUGGGCAUUCUUGAUGCCCGUAAUCUUAUGCCAAUGAAGGCCAAAGAGGGGCGCACUACGGAUGCUUACUGCGUCGCAAAAUAUGGCCCAAAGUGGGUGCGUACCAGAACACUUCUUGACACUCUUAAUCCAAGAUGGCACGAGCAGUACACUUGGGAAGUGUUUGAUCCCUGCACCGUAAUCACCAUCGCCGUCUUCGACAAUUGCCAUAUCUCUGGCAACAAGGAGGAUGUCAAGGAUCAGAGAAUUGGCAAAGUCCGAAUCCGGCUUUCAACCCUGGAGGCUAAUAGGGUCUACUCCCACUACUACCCUUUACUGGCUCUGCAAACCUCUGGACUGAAGAAGACCGGCGAACUCCACCUGGCCGUUCGAUUCACCUGCACGGCUUGGGUUAAUAUGGUGGCGCUCUACGGGAAGCCGCUUUUACCUAAAAUGCAUUAUGUCGAGCCAAUCUCUGUUGUUCAAUUAGACAUCUUGCGGCAUCAGGCAAUGCAGAUUGUCGCCGCCCGUCUAGGCCGUGCGGAGCCACCGCUGCGGCGGGAGGUGGUCGAAUAUAUGCUAGACGUCGACUCUCACAUGUGGAGCCUUCGCAGAAGCAAAGCCAACUUCUACCGCAUCACCUCCCUCCUCUCCGGCCUUGGUGCUGUUUUCCGGUGGUUAGAAAGCAUUCGCAACUGGCGAAACCCAAUUACGACCAUUCUAGUCCACAUCCUCUUCUUGAUCCUAGUCUGCUAUCCUGAGCUAAUCCUUCCCACCAUCUUUCUCUACUUGUUUAUGAUUGGGAUCUGGAACUACCGGUUCAGGCCUCGGCACCCGCCGCACAUGGACACCAAGCUGUCCUGCGCGGAGCUAGCCCAUCCAGACGAGCUCGAUGAGGAAUUUGACACAUUUCCUUCCACAAAGCCGACGGACAUUGUGAGGAUGAGAUACGACCGAAUGCGGAGCGUGGCGGGGCGGGGGCAGACGGUUGUGGGAGAUCUGGCCACCCAGGGCGAGCGGGCGCAGGCCAUUCUCAGCUGGAGAGAUCCUCGCGCAACCGCUAUCUUCAUAAUGUUAUCUUUGCUGAUCGCCGUCUUUCUGUACAUUACGCCCUUCCAGGUUGCGGCGGUGAUACUCGGCCUCUACUUUUUUCGCCAUCCCAGGUUCCGGAGUAAGAUGCCAUCAGUGCCUUACAAUUUCUAUAGGAGAUUGCCAGCAAAGUCUGAUAUGCUGCUUUGAAUCUGCCCAAGAUUUCUCUUUUUCCGGUGAUCCUUUUUUUUAAAUUUAUUUUGGAUAUUUUGGAAUCUCGAAUUUGAUAAAUGCUAGGUUCAAGAUCAGAAUUUUGGCAAAAUUCCGUGUUUCUUUUAUGUAUUGUUAAAUGUUAAUAGUCGAGCAACUUUUUAAGAAAAAAUUUGGGAGA
Dendrobium catenatum is the source of this 3274-nucleotide messenger RNA. Its product is annotated as FT-interacting protein 3-like. NCBI's taxonomy places the organism in Eukaryota, Viridiplantae, Streptophyta, Magnoliopsida, Asparagales, Orchidaceae. The transcript has a single exon. The coding region runs from base 76 to 3093 and encodes 1005 amino acids. The record is from RefSeq and is a predicted model, not a curated record.